CUGCAGAGCCUCGUUCAGUUUAAACUCUGUGGAUUAGAGGAGACAGACACAGAGAGAGGACUGGUUAUACUGUGAUGAAUGGGAUGAAGAGGACACUUUGCUGUGCUGAAGACAUGCAGACAGUCCUCGCCCCUCAUCCUGUUCGUGCUGCCUGCAUGGUGGACACAGGAAGGUGAAUGUGGAACCUUUGGCCGCUCCCUCGACGACGCCCUCUCACACCUUCUUCCUCAACUGGCCAGUAACCAAAUGUUUAAUGCGCAGGGAGGAGAAAGGAGGGGGGAGGAGGCAACAUGAAAGACUACAUUCCCUCCAUUACAUCGAAGGAAAAACAGGAAAUACCUUUCUCUAUCUGUCUUCCAUCAGUGCUCUGCUGCAGCUUCAAGGUCUCUCUCCCUGCCUCACUCAGCUCCAACAGAGAGGGUGCGUAACUCUCUCUUUUAAUUUGAUGGAAAGUAACAGUAAAUAUUUCUGAAGAUGGAAAAAGGAUACCCACCAAAUGAAUCAGCUCCACCAUACCCUGGGCCACCUUUGAACUAUGGGGCCCAAAUGCAACAUCAGCCAGGGAUGCAACCCCAGCCAGGGAUGCAACCCCAGCCAGGGAUGCAACCCCAGCCAGGGAUGUACCCUCAGCCGGGCUUCUCUCCUGCAGCGCCGCCACCUGCUGCAUACCAGGGAGGAGGUGUUCCUUUUGUUCCGGUCACAGCUGUACCCGUCACAACAGUGACUCACGUGAUUGUAGCACCUACACUACGUGACGUCCCAGGACAGAUUGGCUGUCCCCACUGCCAGCAGACAGUGAUCACCAGCACACAGCACGCAGCAGGCCUGAUGACCUGGCUCAUCUGUGGUGGCCUCGCCCUCUUGGGGUGUGUUUGUUGCUGUUUUAUCCCGUUCUGCGUUGAUUCCUGUCAAGAUGUGGAGCAUCGCUGUUCAAACUGCCACAAUGUCAUCUACGUAUACAAGCGAAUGUGAAACUGACUGUGAAUGAGGUAGAAGACCUCGAUGCUUAUGAUGUAGCCUCGCUUGCUCUAUAACAUUCUUUUGAUAAUGAUCAAAAUGAUAAUACAAAAUGCACUUAUUAUACUUAUCCUGUAUACUGACACUGUACACUGUCAUUUUGAGAUUUUUUUCACGCUAUAAGUUGAAUGUUAAUGAUGUAUGCAUUAUACUGUGGGGAGUUAUUAUAUGAUUAUACAAUCAGUAGAAUAUUUGUAAUUCAUUAAACAAUGGUUAUAAACCAACAAAUGGCAAUUAAAAAACAAACCCCUUUUUU
Messenger RNA from Sebastes umbrosus (honeycomb rockfish), 1273 nucleotides. RefSeq names its product lipopolysaccharide-induced tumor necrosis factor-alpha factor homolog. The record is from RefSeq and is a predicted model, not a curated record. Bases 475 to 972 code for a protein of 165 amino acids. Gene Ontology annotation, molecular function: zinc ion binding. The transcript has 7 exons. Lineage: Eukaryota; Metazoa; Chordata; Actinopteri; Perciformes; Sebastidae.